CAUUUAAAGAGAAGUGGUCCACGUAACGACACGAGAUAAACCUGAUCAUAUAUAUAUUCACUUAGAAUCAGUGAAACCUCCAGUAUUAGUGAGCUACAAGCUGAUAAGGGAUGGAACAAUUAGGAACAUUCGUGUUUGUAGUGAUUCCACUCCUUGCUUCGGUUUCAGGGAGCGCCUUACCUAGGAUUUCAGGAGGGACAGAGACCCGAAUCGGAGAAUUUCCUUAUCAGGUGGCCAUAGUCAAGAGCAAGACACUAACGCUCCGCUGUGCGGGAGCUCUUGUCAGAGACAACUAUGUCCUUACGUCUGCGUUUUGCGCCCAUCUAGGAACUGCCUCUGAAACACAAGUCCUGGUUGGCAACAAUAACCUGACGCACGAAACCCCGUCUCAACUUCUCGACGUGGAGGUCAUCCGCGCUCACGAGGACUAUAACAUAGAUGGCAGGAUAAACGAUCUGGCUAUCCUGAAGCUGAGAAGUAACGUGAGAAUACAGGAAACUGCUGACGCCGUGUCAGUAAGAAGUACUUCCACUGCUGAAGGAACCAUUUGUACACUCACAGGAUGGGGAUCCGAUAUUUGGAAUGGUCAGUCGUUCCCUGUUCUUCGGACCCUGAACUUGUCCAUCGUGAACAACGAAUACUGUACGACACAACUCGGACAGACUAUUGCGUCUGCGCAGAUAUGUGCCGUUGGAAGCCAAGAAAAUAACGCAUGCUUCCUGGAUGAAGGCGACCCGCUGGUGUGUGAUGGGGAACUGACAGGAGUAAUGUCUCACUCUGUAAACUGCGGCAAGCAGAACAAGCCGAGUGUGUAUACUGACCUGGCCAAAUAUACAGCCUGGAUAGAGAAAACGAUAAGUGAUUUGAGUUCUGCUACAGCCAAAAGCUUCUGCCGUCUCACGAUUUUAGCGAUGUUGGUGGCAAUUCUGACGUUCUGGAACACGAGAACGUAGAGCAAAAAGCUGCAGCAAGUUGCGUCGGAUGUUUUUACCGAAAAAGUGCCAGCCUUACCUUCAACAGCGCCGAAUCAAAAGACUGAAGAAUUCAUGAGUAAAAUAGUGUAUACAGAAACUCCCCAAGAAGUUGAAAUAUGCAUAAGGCAAUUCUCUCCAGAGUUUUCUUAAUUAUGUAGUUCAGAUAAACGGCCAAGAGAUGUCACACGCUAAGGAAAUUCUUUCCAAUACUUGACUGAGUAGCUCAGAUAAACUGCCAAGAGAUGUCACACGCUAAGUAAAUUCUUUCCGAUACUUGAUUGAGAAGUUCAGAUGAAUUCCUAAAAAAUGUUACAUGAUAAGGUAAUUCUUUCUAUUACUUGAGUACUUCAGAUAAACAGCUAAUAGAUAUUACAAGUUAUCGAAUUCUGUACUUUUUGUAAAUGUCGAAUUUUUUUACAUUUGAAAUUCUGCUUACACUGUUUGCACACAACUGCCUCUUGCUGUGACGAGAAAUGAACGAAAUGAACUGACAGGGCAUCAGAUCAUGCCUCUACCUAUCCCCUGUAGUGCACUGCAACGACGCUUUGCGGCCAGUCCACGAACUUAUUGACUGUGGUAGUAUUUCUCGACAUAUCCUCCACCAACACUGAUACAUUUGUCCCGUCGUUUUGCUGGUACGUCGAAACCCACAGUAUGGAAGUGUUUUGACUGUUGUCUCUGCCACUUCCGCAACUGGUCGGGCAUCAUCUGAGGCUUUCGACCGACCUUGAGAGAAUUUCUCGACACAGUUGUGAACCACUUCACACGACAAAAACUACCCACGCAAACGAUAAACAUUCCUUCAUGAAUAUAUUUUGCAUUGAGCCACUUUUUCCACAAAAAGGCGCAACAGAAUGCUGCUCUUCGGUAUUUCACUUCUCAAGCACGGUCGCCAUUUUGACUACUGAAACCAUCAUCUGAACAUACUCAUGUGUGUCUGCUACCUAGACUAUAAUGAAGCUGGACUGUGCUGCUACCUAGUGAUACACACAGAGAACCUAUUACAUCCAU
Molecule: messenger RNA, 1985 nt
Organism: Cryptotermes secundus
Lineage: Eukaryota; Metazoa; Arthropoda; Insecta; Blattodea; Kalotermitidae
Product: trypsin alpha-3-like
Exons: 7
Coding region: 111-953 (280 amino acids)
Biological process (GO): proteolysis
Molecular function (GO): serine-type endopeptidase activity
Source: RefSeq, a predicted model, not a curated record